AUGGUGCUCCCAGCGGCGGCCAAGAAUGCUACAAAUGCGGCCAAGUCGGCCAUAUCGCACGCAAUUGCUCCCAGGGCGGCAACUAUGGAGGCGGUUUCGGUCACGGAGGAUACGGUGGUCGCCAGCAAACUUGCUACUCGUGUGGUGGCUUUGGCCACAUGGCCCGCGAUUGCACUCAUGGUCAGAAGUGCUACAACUGUGGAGAUGUCGGACAUGUAUCCCGCGACUGCCCAACUGAAGCCAAGGGUGAAAGAGUUUGCUACAAGUGCAAGCAACCUGGACACGUCCAGGCUGCUUGCCCUAACUAGUUGA
This is a messenger RNA of Aspergillus novofumigatus IBT 16806, 312 nucleotides long. RefSeq lists its product as uncharacterized. Lineage: Eukaryota; Fungi; Ascomycota; Eurotiomycetes; Eurotiales; Aspergillaceae. Bases 1 to 312 code for a protein of 103 amino acids. The record is from RefSeq and is a predicted model, not a curated record. The transcript has 2 exons.